AUGACGCGGACUUCCAACGAAUUCUUUGGCGCCCUCCCGAGAGUGCUGAUUCGGCCUUAUCGCUUACUCACCGUGACCUACGGUCAAAGACCAUCACCGUUUCUCGCACAGCGCUCCCUUCUUCAAUUAGCUCGUGACGAAGGUAAAGAUUUCCCCGAUGCUAUCCCCAUAAUUGAAGAGUCAACCUACGUCGAUGACGCUCUUUUCGGAGCUGACGACCUCCUGUCUCUGCUCGAAAAACGUAGGCAAUUCGUUGGCAUGAUGAAUCGCGGAUGUUUUCCCCUCCGGAAAUGGGCCGCGAAUUCAGUCGAACUUUUGACGGAUAUCCCAGAGGACCAACGGGAAUCCUCGGAUUAUUCAAUCAAUCGCGAUGACACGCUCAAGGCCCUCGGCCUGUCUUGGUCGCCGCAUGAUGACUCGUUUCGUUUCGUAAUUUUGCCAUACGCCGUUACCGUUCAUACCAAGCGCUCAGUUUUAUCAUUUAUUGCAAAGCUGUAUGACCCACUCGGCUGGGUGUCACCUAUAGUUAUCGCGGCCAAGAUGUUGAUGCAAGAACUCUGGCUCCGUAAAAUCGAUUGGGACUCUCCCAUCCCCGAUGAUCUUCUGCAUCAGUGGAUCAAUUACUUUUCUGAUUUGCCUAAUAUUAGUGAAAUCCGCAUUCCUAGAUGGACAGGGAUGCGUCAAGAUAAAAUUAACAUUGAAUUACACGGAUUCGCGGACGCGUCCAUUCGAGCUUACGCCGCAGUAGUUUACCUUCGAAUCGUGCAUUCCCCAACGAACAUUCAGGUAGCCCUCCUCUCGGCUAAAACGAAGGUCGCGCCGUUAAAAACAGUCAGCGUUCCACGAUUGGAACUUAACGCCGUCGUUCUAUUAACUCGGUUACUGGAAUGGGUAAGAAACACCAUGCGCUUGAUGCAAGCUCAAUUAUUCGGAUGUGGAUCGGACUGA
This is a messenger RNA of Vollenhovia emeryi, 948 nucleotides long. RefSeq lists its product as uncharacterized. The record is from RefSeq and is a predicted model, not a curated record. NCBI's taxonomy places the organism in Eukaryota, Metazoa, Arthropoda, Insecta, Hymenoptera, Formicidae. The transcript has a single exon. Bases 1 to 948 code for a protein of 315 amino acids.